UUUCAGAGCUGAAGGGAUAUAAACGCUUCCCCGACACCUGACUCCAAACCCUUUCGCCGCCGCCGCCUGAUAGCUCCAGCGCCCUCGCCGCCGGCUACUCGGCUGCCGUACUCCCGCUACGAGUUAGGCAUCACCUUCGCCGAUCCAACAUGGGUAAGACCCGUGGUAUGGGAGCUGGGCGCAAGCUCAAGACCCACAGAAGGAACCAGAGGUGGGCUGACAAAGCCUACAAGAAGAGCCAUCUUGGCAACGAGUGGAAGAAACCCUUUGCUGGUUCAUCUCACGCAAAGGGAAUCGUCCUUGAGAAGAUCGGCAUUGAGGCUAAGCAGCCUAACUCUGCUAUCCGUAAGUGUGCUCGUGUCCAGCUGGUGAAGAAUGGGAAGAAGAUUGCUGCCUUUGUGCCAAACGAUGGUUGCUUGAACUACAUUGAGGAGAAUGACGAGGUGCUGAUUGCGGGGUUCGGUCGUAAGGGCCACGCUGUGGGAGAUAUUCCUGGUGUCCGUUUCAAGGUCGUGAAGGUCUCUGGCGUUUCCCUGCUCGCCCUCUUCAAGGAGAAGAAGGAGAAGCCGAGAUCUUAAAAUCCUAUUCCCCCUCACCACAGUGAAACCUGUAAUGCUUUUGGAGUUUUGGGCCUGUGGCCCACCGCGCACCUGUGGGGCUCUCAUACCAGACCUCAUUUUGAGAUGAACCUAGCAGUUGUUUUGCCAUAGUUUUGUUGAGGAGCAUCUGAAUUUGAACUAUAUAUAUCCGAAACUGCCAGUCAGUGUGUGAUCUGAGAUGAACCAAGCAGCUGUGGUCAUUCCUUGUUGGUACGGUA
Molecule: messenger RNA, 817 nt
Organism: Sorghum bicolor (sorghum)
Lineage: Eukaryota; Viridiplantae; Streptophyta; Magnoliopsida; Poales; Poaceae
Product: 40S ribosomal protein S23
Exons: 4
Coding region: 150-578 (142 amino acids)
Biological process (GO): translation
Cellular component (GO): cytosolic small ribosomal subunit; ribosome
Molecular function (GO): structural constituent of ribosome
Source: RefSeq, a predicted model, not a curated record